This is a messenger RNA of Choloepus didactylus (southern two-toed sloth), 5366 nucleotides long. RefSeq names its product RELT TNF receptor (gene RELT). Gene Ontology annotation, molecular function: protein binding. The record is from RefSeq and is a predicted model, not a curated record. Gene Ontology annotation, biological process: amelogenesis; apoptotic process. NCBI's taxonomy places the organism in Eukaryota, Metazoa, Chordata, Mammalia, Pilosa, Megalonychidae. The transcript has 11 exons. The coding region runs from base 2457 to 3848 and encodes 463 amino acids.
CGCUUCGAUUCCGGGAAAGGGGAAGCUGCGCGGCCUGGGCGGGCGGGGCACCCCAGCUUCCUCUUUCUCUGGGGCCUCCAGGGCUGCCCCUCUGGGGCUCCUGUGUCUCCUUGAGCCAGAGCUGGGGCUUUGCUACUUGGCCUUUAACAGGGAAUUUCUCGUUCUAACUGGGUGUUUUUGUUGGAGGAUGGGGGCUGGGUGAGUCUGAGGAAGCUGUCCCCCCACCUCAGCGAGCCUGUCUGUGGGGGCCCCUACUGCAGACACUGGGCUGGGUGUGGAUUUUGUGGUGAAUAAAAUACAUGUCCUUGCCCUUGCUGCUGUUUGGUGGCGGAGCAAGCAAUAAACAAGUAAGCAAACAAAUGGUUAAUUACAGACCAGGACAAGAGAUGCAGAGGAAAAGAAAGGAGGAAAUCACACCACAUACUUUAGGCUCCUUACCUUCCUUCGACCUCAUGGCAGCCUGGCUGAGAUGAACACCCCCAUUUUGCAGAUGAGGAAGCCGAGACCCAGUGAGGUGAAGCAAGGGGCUCGGGUCCCACAGGGAGUUGGUGGCCCUAGGCAAGGAGACUGGGGAGGAGCAGCCUCUCCUCUGCUCACACCCCCUUGGCCUGGGACAGGACACUACUGGGAAAGUGUUCAGUCCCGUCCCACCCCACCGUGGGAGGGGAUGUUGGAGCUUUUGACUUUCAGCUGAGGGGUCCGUGGCCUCUCGUCUCCGACACCCCCUCCUCCUCCAGGAAGCCCUCAGGAGAUGCUUGUCUUUGGAAGGUCACUUCCUGGCCAUCAGAGCAAGGCAGAGAGGUGGGGAUGGGGCCUUCAUGGAACCCCCAGCCAGGCCGAGGGACCUCAGUCUGAACUUGCUUUUAGAUCAAGUUUCCAGAGCUAAGAGAUUAGAUGCUAGAGGCUCGGAGGGGAGGGAAGGGCAGAGGGGAGGUCAGAGCCACGGGCGUGCACACGUUUGGGCACAGGGUUUCUGGGCAGCAUGGCCAGGCAGGUCCAUCUGGGGCUCAGUCUGAGUGUGGGGAGGUGCAGGGAGCUGCCCCAAGCAGAGACUCUGGCAGCCAGGCUGGAGGAAGUGCCGGUUUGGGGUAAUUAGAAGGCAUGAGGGCAGCGAGCGUCUGUGGGGUUCCCGAGCAGGCCCCUGUUGGCGUCGUAUCUGGGUCUUUGGAUCCCCGUUUUCCUCCUGGAAGUCUCUGGGUGACAUGGCUCCUCUAUCUGGAGACUAGCAGCCGUGUUUCCCCUCCCUGUGACUCUGGUCACCGGGCAGGUGCAUCCAGCUCAGAGCGGGACCUCUCCUUUCUCGCUUGGCCUCUGGCUUUUCUCCUCCCCUCCCCUCACUCCCCCGGGCCCACUCUGGAACAUGGAGGAGUGCUGGGUCCUGGGUGGGGGUGCUGUGGGGACAGCCUGAGGACUUGGGACUCACAGCCACACCUGUGGGUUUGAUCCCUUGGAGAACAGGCAAGAGGGGCCCUGGGGAAACUGGCAUGAGGUGGGCGCGGGGCCCGGGCUGGGGAGGCGGCAGGAGUCCUCUCCAGAAGUGACAAGCUGGGGGGGUGCAGGGAGCUGGGGGGAGUGAUGAGUCAGGGGACACCGUUUGCCGGGUGUUGACAGCAGGUUGUGGCCUUCGCCAUACUCUGUGCCGGGCCUUCUCCUGUCCUUGGUUUUCCCCUGAACUGGCCUCAGGCCGAGAGCCGCUGCCAGUGACCUGGAGAGCCCCGGGGAUGGUAUGACCGCAUCCCUCCCCCUCGCCCUGUGUUGUAACUCAAACCCCUGGCCUGCCAGGUCCCUGCAGGGCCAGGCCGCCCGGACAGCAGGAUCGGGUUCCGCAGGCUCCUUUUCCAGUCGGGAAGCCCAGACUGCCACGGAGCGAGGGUUGCACGGGCUGCUCACCAGUCCCCGCAGGCCCCCCGUUUUCCCUUGGCUGAGUAUCAGACAGCUCUGUGUUCCAGGCAGGGUCCGUCCAGCCUGCGGGGGUCCUGGGCCAGCGGCGCCUGACAAACACGGGUUCCCCUCACCCGGAAUUUCAAGCCGUGCCUCUUGGAAAUACAUCACGGAACUUCCUCCCUUUGCCUCGGUCCCAUUUGCUGUCUUAUCUGAGCCCUUCUUCCUGCUUAUUCCCUUACCUGGAAUGUUUGGUUGGUCUAAAAAUAAGAAGUGCUUCAUCUAGGAAAAGAAAAAAGACAAGGCUGGAGUCUCUUCUCAGAAGGAGGCCGGUCUGAGCCUGGGGGUCCUUAGCCUCAGGCCGGUGGGCUGCAGAGUCACCCCUGAAACUUCCCUGAUUCCCCCCACCAACCAUCCUCUGUGCCUCACCCACAUUAUUUAUUUUUGCUUGGCUGGGGGGGCCACUCUUUAUCUGUUUGCUGUCCGUCUCCCCUGGGACGUGAGCUCCCCGAAGCCAGGAGCCUAGUCUGCCUUGGUGAGACCUGCUUCCCUGGUGCCCGGGCCUGAAAGCAGCCAUGGCCACCCCCAGCCCCAGCCCUGCUCAGCAUCGGGGCGGAGAUGCCAUCGAUGGGACCCAGCCUUCCGCGGGGGAGUCAGCUGGGUGCUGCCGACCGCCACGGGGCCUGAGGAUGAAGCUGAGCCCACUGCGCUGGCCCCUGUCCUGCCUCCUCUUGCUGCUGCGCUGGCCUCUGGCCACUCCAACAAUGGCGCCGUGGCAGUGCCCUCCUGGGGAGGAGCCCAGCCUGGACCCAGGCCAGGACACAUUGUGCAGGUCCUGCGCCCCAGGCACCUUCUCGGCCUCAUGGGGCCUCAGCCCGUGCCAGCCCCAUGCCCGCUGCAGCCCGCGAGGGAGGCUGGAGGCCCAGGCAGGCACAGCGACUCGAGAUGCGCUCUGUGGAGGGUGCCAGCCUGGGUGGUUUGCCCCUGAGGGGGCCCCUCAUGUUCCAUGUCAGCCGUGCUCCUGGGCACCUCUGGGAACCCGUGGCUGUGAGGUGUGGGGGCGGCGGGCCCGCCGUGGUGUGGAGGUGGCAGCUGGGACCGGUGGCAGUAGGGAGACACGGCAGCCUGGGAACAGCACCCGGGCGGGUGGCCCCGAGGAGACGGCUGCGCAGUACGCGGUGAUUGCCAUUGUGCCUGUCUUCUGCCUCAUGGGGCUGCUGGGCAUCCUGGUGUGCAACCUGCUGAAGCGGAAGGGCUACCACUGCACGGCCCACAAGGAGGUUGGGCCUGGCUCCGCGGGCGGAGGCGGCGGGAUCAACCUUGCCUGCCGGGCCGAGGAAGCCAACGAGGACACCAUCGGGGUCCUGGUGCGUCUGAUCACAGAGAAGAAAGAGAAUGCAGUGGCCCUGGAGGAACUGCUGAAGGAGCAUCACAGCAGACAGCUGGUGCAGACAAGCCACAGGCCAGUGCCCAGGCUGCCACCAGGCUGCCCCAACAUACAGCACAUCUGCCCACAUCGUCACCACCUCCACACCGUACAGGGCCUGGCCUCACUCUCUGGACCCUGCUGUUCCCGGUGCAGCCAAAAGAAGUGGCCUGAGGUGCUGCUGUCUCCUGAGACCGCAGCUGCCACCACUCCCACCCCUAGCUUCCUGCCAAACCCGGCCCGGGCACCCAAGGCUGGGGCCAAGGCUGGACGCCAGGGGGAGAUCACCAUCCUGUCUGUGGGCAGGUUCCGUGUAGCUCGCAUUCCCGAGCAGCGGGUAUCUGAGGUGAAGACCAUCACGGAGGCUGGGCCCUCAGGGGGUGAUUUCCCCAACUGCCCACAACCUGGCCUCCCCCCCGAGCAGCAGGCACUGCUGGGAAGUGGCGGAAGCCAAACUAAGUGGCUGAAGCCCCAAGCAGAGAACAAGGCUGAGGAGAACUGCUAUGUGGUCCGGCUAAGUGAGAGCAACAUGGUCAUCUGAGAGGCUGUCUAGUCUGAGGACACCGCAGCCCUGCCCUGGGAGGUGCUGAAGGCUUCCUAGAGGAGGCAGAGCUGCAGCUGGGCCUGUGAGGACCGAGGAGCAAUGGCCUGGCGGACAACACAGCAGAGGCCAAGGCCUGGAGGUGGGAUUGCCUGCCUGGCGAGGAGGCAGGCAGGCAGGCACUGUGGAUCGGAGCAGACUGUGAGCCCCACCCCUGGCCCCUGCUGCCCCAGUUCCUCCCUUGUAGGAGGCACUUGACCCCUGUCCCAGCCCAUGCCAAAUCCAAGCAGCCCACAGGAUUCUUUGUACCACAGGGAGCUGGGCUUUGGCAGGAAAGGAGCCUCUGCCCAGCACCCCUGGCCCUGCACCUUGGGCACUUAGCCAUCCCCUGCCUCUGACAGGAUCCUAGGACAAAUUUGCCUUUUCCUCCCCUUCCAGCAGGUCCUAUAAAGGGAAGGGAUAACAAAAAGCUGUGGGCUGGGAGGCUGAAUUCCUAGGUUCUAAUCUUGGGCAAAUCCCUGGCCAUUGGUGGGGUCCCAGUUUUUCUGACUGUAAAGCGGGGAGAGAAAGAUGUCUCAGUACCCAGGGCCUCAGCUACUUGCAGGUUCUUGGCUGGGUCCCUUGUGGGGGAAGAGCUUGACUUUCUGCCACCCUCUCCCAGUAGUUUUAUCUGGCCCCAUUUUUGCUGCUCCCAGCGCCUCCACUUUCAUGGCCGCCAUAUGGGGCUGCCCACAGAAGGGGCUUAAUGCAUGUGCCUGCCCCCCACCCCAGUUUUUAAUGAAAAUGAGAAAACAGACUUGACCUGGGCAGGCCCAGUCGCCCCCGUGUCCCCAAGAUCUCUGGAGCUUCAGGGAGAGGUAUGUGUGAUGGGGCUGGAGAGGUACCUCUGAUCUCAGUGGUUUUUGUGUCCCCGUGGUAUUGGGGGGCGUGCCCCCAGCCCCGGGCAGUGCGGGCAACUGCCCACCCCAGCGCCCAACUCCACAGUGUGCUCGGCAACCUGGUUAUUUAUGUGGGACUGUGCAGGCGCGGGCCCCACUGCCCCAUCCCCUUUUCUCUUAUUUAUUGAGACUUGGCUGUUGUCCUAUCCCCACAUCCCUGUUUAUUGAGUAAUAAAAGGUGGGAAAGUGGUGUCUGUUGUGAGGAGCUUGUUUCUCCUGUGCCUCCCCAGGUCAUCUGUCCACUCAAAUAGCUCUUGAGCCCUGCUCUGUGUUGGGUAUCGGGUGUUAGACAGACCUCAUGGCAGGUGGGGACUGGGCAGCGGGGGAGGCAGAGACUCCAGAGGAGACUCCUCCCCUUGUCUGGGUCUCCUUGAAACUGCUGUCCACAGAAAUACAAUGUGAAGUGUAACUUAAAUUUUUCUAACAGCCACCUUAAGAAAAGUAAAAAGAGCUUAAUUUUAAUAACAUUAAAUUUACUUUAUUUAACCUAACAUAUCCCACAUUAUCUUCAUUUCAACAUUGUCAAUAUAAAAUUAAUGAGGUAUUUUCCUUUUUUUUUUGUACUAAGCCUUUGAAAUCC